GGAGUGACAUCCUACACCAGACUCUGUUAACCAUAGACUUCGCUGAUUGCGAUUCGAAAGGUGUCGAGACCUAAUCAGAUUCUUCCGGCAAGACUUUCCCUCCGGUUGGAAUGGGUUGCUGCACGGGUCGCUGUACUUUAAUAUUCCUCUGUACUUUACAGUUGUUGGCAGCAUUGGAGAGACAGAUCUUUGAUUUUCUGGGUUACCAGUGGGCUCCUAUACUGGCCAACUUCCUUCAUAUAAUUGUUGUCAUUCUGGGAUUGUUUGGGACAAUUCAAUACAGGCCUCGCUACAUUGUGGUGUACACUAUUUGGACAGCCUUGUGGGUUGCCUGGAACGUAUUCAUCUUCUGCUUCUAUUUGGAGGUUGGAGGACUCUCAAAGGAUAGUGAUCUGAUGACCUUUAAUAUCUCGAUGCACCGCUCGUGGUGGAGGGAACAUGGGCCUGGGUGUGUGCGGAAGGAGUUGACUGCUUCAGCCAGCAAAAGCUUGGAUGAUCGCACCUAUAUCUCAGUGACAGGCUGCAUUGUUGAUUUUCAGUACCUGGAGGUUAUUCACAGCUCCUUCCAAAUACUACUGUCACUCAUUGGUUUUGUCUAUGCCUGCUAUGUGAUCAGCGUUUUCACUGAAGAAGAGGACAGCUGUAAGUACUGAAAAAACGCCCGUCUCUGGAUCACUCCAGGGUCGAAGUAAAUGACCGAUAACAGAUGACCGUCGAUGCAGAGGCCUCUGGCAAUGAUAUAUUUCAAACUACAGAUCAGAGGAAAAGAAAAGGUUAUAUGUAAUAUCAGAUGUGGGCAGGUACUCCCGCAUCAUUAAUUUCUGACCAAAACUCAAUUCAAGGACUAAUUUUAGACAAAUCCAAGUAGAGAAUGAAAUACUUGGUUCUAGUUAUGACUGUUUUUUUGUCCUUUGCUGUACAAUAAUGGUAUCUUGUAUGGAGCGUCUAGUUAAAGUAUGUACACUGUAGCAGACAGUGAAUUUGGUAAAGUGAUUUCUUUCAGGUAAAACCGCACUGUGCAAAAAGAAAGCAUUGCUGGAUUUGUGCUGAGAAUGAAUCAGUCCUUUGACAGUAGCAACAGUUUCUCUGUAGAAUAUUUAAAUGAUUCUGUUUUCAACUUGUAUAAAACACUUUUUUAUGAAUUUAUGAAUUAUUAAUUCUUAACAUAUUUGUAAGAUAAUGUUAGCACCCCAGUAUUUUGUAGUCUUGUGAAUGUUGCAUUUUAUGUGAAAGAUAUCUUUUAGGCUAUUUAUGCAUUAUAGAGUAGGCGAUUAAAGGAAUCCUUUCAUUCUCAUUAUUGCUGCAUUUCUCUCUGAUGUAGUUGAGGAUCUUGUAAGUCUUCUGCUGAGUGCAGCAUGUGACAUGGUUGUAUUAUCCUAACUGCCAGAUCCAAUUUACAACACUGAUAUUCUUAAAGGCACUUGACAGUUUUAAAAAUCCUGGUCUCAGAGCCUACUAAAAGUCACUUUCAAAGCCUUUAACUGGAACACAUAAUAAUUAAAUUAAAACACCACAGACUUCUAAAUGUGGGAGACUAG
Molecule: messenger RNA, 1538 nt
Organism: Mobula hypostoma (lesser devil ray)
Lineage: Eukaryota; Metazoa; Chordata; Chondrichthyes; Myliobatiformes; Myliobatidae
Product: sodium/potassium-transporting ATPase subunit beta-1-interacting protein 3
Exons: 6
Coding region: 111-653 (180 amino acids)
Biological process (GO): regulation of sodium ion transport
Source: RefSeq, a predicted model, not a curated record